GAAGGAUAUGGAGAAUUUGGGACACCCUUCAAACCGUAUUCAUGUCUAUGAAACCUUUCAACACGGACGCGUAUGUGAUGGGCACAAGGGCGGAACAAGGGUGGAAGUGCGAGUAUUCGGACCAGGGUUACCUUUAGAUGGCAGUAACACACCUUUAUGGAUGUAAUCUGCGAUUAAACUCCCCAGAAGAAGAUCCCAGUCGACGUAUUCAUACUAUAGUUUAUGGCAGACGUGGCAAACGAUCGACGUCUUUCAACUGGCCGAUCACAUAUUUGUUGAGCACUUCCGAAACAGCACACUGAAUCUGGACUAAAGUUGAGCUUUGUAGCAAAGAAGAUGAUGGAAGAGAGUGGGAUUGAGACAACGCCUCCUGUGAGCCCAACACCUUCAUCACUCACUGCCUCAGCCAGCAAUCCACCACUCACCAGUGGUCUGUCAAGUCAGCAUUCUCUCUCUGGAACCAGCUCUAUCACAAAUUGUUCAACUUCCGUCUCUAACCCUCCUCCAUCCAUUGAUUCCCUUCCUCACUUCAGUAGCUCUUUGACUACGCCAUGUUCAAUUCUCUCCCAGUUGCCUCCCUCGUCAACUCUUGUCUUACCUUUCCCUACCAGUUCUACCUUCCUUCCUGUGGAUUCCCCCCCUUUGCCUCCUCUACCUUCUUCUGUUAGUCCACUCUCAGCAGCUGGUAUAGCUGCCUCUCCUGUACACCCACCCAUGACAGGGUUCUCUACAAGUGCUGGAUACGACAUAACACGGGGUCAUGCUGGACGAACACCACAGACGCCCUUGAUGCCUACAUUCUCUAAUGCUUCUCCACUGCCAGGUGUUGUUUCUAACACCAUCUAUAAGCAUUCAGCAGUGACAGGAGGACUAAAUACUGGAUCUCCAAUUACUUUCCCAGAGGAGGAUGAGGACCCUAGAGUGUCUGAAGACACCACUUCCCCAAAAGGGAUCUGGGGUUUUUUAAAGGGAGUAGCAGGUAAUCCUGUGGUAAGGAACGUCCUAAAUAAAACCAAACACUCAGUAGAGUCCAUGAUCACUACUCUGGACCCUGGCAUGGCACCAUACAUCAAGUCAGGUGGAGACAUUGACAUUGUAGUGGCUUCUGAUAAGGACAUGAGCGUGCAAGCUGUAAGAGAGGCCUUCCAGGAGGUUUUUGGGAUGGCAACGGUCACUGGAGAGCCAAGUCAGUCCAACAUUGCCCCUCAACCAGUGGGUUAUGCAGCUGGAGCUAAGGGGGCCCAAGAACGCAUUGAUGGCUUGCGUCGAGCUGGUGUGAUUCAUGAGAAGCAGCCUGUAGUCGCUUUGGAAAACUUCAUAGCUGAACUUUUUCCAGAGAAGUGGUUUGACAUUGGCUGUUUAAUCUUGGAAGACCCUGGUCAUGGCAUCUGUGUGGAGGUCUUCACACAAGCAACUCCUCUGACACUGGAACACAUUCAGCAGGCUCAUUCCCUUACACCGCCUGACUACAGCCUGCGUUGGUCCGGCCUGGUCGUUACAGUGGGAGAGAUCUUGGAGCGCAGUCUGCCGAACAUCAGCAGAACAGAUUGGCACAAGUCUGUAACAGGAUUAAGCCAACAUCAUAUAAUCCAAUGUGCAGCCAAAGUUCUUGCUGGACUUUACAAACAGCAGCUGCUUCCCUGGACUGAGUGAGGCUGACUGGUAACAGAUUCCAUAGGGACACAGAAGCGGCCAUGAAAGCUACUUUUGGAUUAGAUGUAUCCAUUUGUGCCCACUGAGUUUUCUAAGUGUGUUUUUAAAUGCCUGCAAGAUUUCAACAAAGUCUUGUUUUUCUGUAUUGUGUUAUGAAAAGGUUCCCACUAUAUUCUGACAGUGUAUUCAUUUCUUUACUCAUUAAUGCAUGUCAUUGGCCGACUUUCCUGUGGUAGCACAGAAAGUAUUGCAGAGUGCAAUGCUGGGUCUGUCUUGUAUUUUCAAGGCAUAGCCCCUUACAAAACGAUAAUUUUCAAAUGUAAAUACAAAGCUGAAUUUCUCCUACAGUGGUUUUCAUAAAGUUGUUGAAUGGAAAAUAAAUCUGCUUUUUUUUCUGCAGGCUGCAGGAUUUCUUUUUUUGUUUUUCUGCAAUGUAGAUUUAACAGAUGUCUGUUAAAGUCUGAUCAAAUUAUUCUCCAUGCAUUGCAACAUUGAAAUGUUGCAAUGCUGUGAUGUGAUAAAUGAUGUGGUAAAUGUAUGAGCACAAAAAUACAUGCAGAAGUUAAAAUUGGAAAGUUGAUUCUGAGGCUACCAUGGUUCUUAAGUGUAGUAUAAGGCCAGGAAUUAUCUACUCUUUUCAACUUUGAUGCAACAAUAUAUUUUUUAUUUGUCAUCGUGCAAAGUCCAGGCUGAUGAAACUUACCAAGGCCCUACCCAAGUCACAAGAUAGGCCAUUCAAAAUUCUUGGUGCCAAAGACAUCACUUGCAUUCCUUAAUUUUUUAUUUUAUCUCUUUCCAGCAGAAUGUUUAUUUAAAAACAUAAACCCAAAGCCUUACAACUGUUUUUAAAUCCUUCUUUAUUUUAAUGUGCAGAUUUGAACUGUUGUUGAAAACGAAGUAUAUUUUAAAAAUUUGACUCAUGUAUGCAUUGUAUUAAUGUACAUUAGCAUUUUCCUCUCCAGCAUUAAAAAUUAAUGGUUGAGGAUUGUGUACAAAUAAUUGACCAUUAGGACAAGGUUUGUUGUUUUGUUUGUUUCUUUAGAAGACCCUAAUACUUCAUUUGCUCAUUUUGGCUACGUUCACACUGCAGCCUGAAGUAACCCAAAUCCAUUUUUUUGUGAAAUCAGAUUUGUUAUCUUAGAAAUAGAAAUUAUUGUGACAAUAACAGUUAACAUGUAGAUACUUGGGUGUGGUACUAACAGUUACUUAAAGAGUUGCUUUCGAAUUUUCCCUCUGCCAACACCUUCGGGGGAAUUGAUCAGAAUCAGAGGGGAAGAACACAGAAAGACCAAAUAAUAGAGUAGAAAACAAGAUGAGAGGAAGAUCUGGCAGCAACAUUUUUGCAAGACAAGAAUAUGGAAAUGGAAGCAAUAAGCCUUCCUUGUCUCAGCUUUUUUUUCUUUAUAACACUUUUUGUUAUAAGGGAUUUUUAUUAUUGUGGGUCUGAAUGUUUCUCUGUUUUAUUGGCACAAUAAGAACAACUAUAUGUGGGGGGAUUUCCUCAAUGUGUCUGUCCAGGAUAUAUGUAGAUUAAAUGUACUUGUUUGCUAACGGUUUAACCAAAACAUUAGUGAUGUGUCGGCUUCAGCUACUAGAGUUGGUCUUGUGCAAAAUUCUGUUCUGUGAAAAUCCGGCCCCCCGUGUCGGGAGCGCGAACUGCAGCCAGAGAGGCGGAUCCGUUCAUUUUCACGGCGCUUCUGAUCAAUUUCUCGGUAAAACAACUCAUAUAAUCAUGUCAAGGUUGUAACACUCAGAUUAAUCAGCAGCUGCUGCUUAAAAAAGAAACAAUAACAAAAUUGU
Messenger RNA from Xiphophorus couchianus (Monterrey platyfish), 3453 nucleotides. It is a transcript of the gene prrc1, whose product is annotated as proline-rich coiled-coil 1. The coding region runs from base 337 to 1653 and encodes 438 amino acids. The transcript has 9 exons. Lineage: Eukaryota; Metazoa; Chordata; Actinopteri; Cyprinodontiformes; Poeciliidae. Gene Ontology annotation, cellular component: cytoplasm. Gene Ontology annotation, molecular function: protein kinase A regulatory subunit binding. Gene Ontology annotation, biological process: activation of protein kinase A activity. The record is from RefSeq and is a predicted model, not a curated record.